UCCCAGUGGCCUAUACUUUAUUGUUGUUAUCGUGCCAUUGUGUUUGUCUUGUUAAUCGACAUCGUCGUCGUUGGAUUAUUUUUAAGAGUGAAACAAAAAAAACAACUCUACAUUCUACAAAUGCGCCUUAUCUAUUGUUAAAAGUAUUAGUUCUUAUUUUUUUUUUGUGCUCGCCCUGUACUUUGUAACGCUCGCCGAGCACUUUGGCGUACGGCAUUGUCGAUUUUUCGAUACAAAAUCAUUACUCUUGAACGUUACGUCGGUCCGCUGUCAUUUCUUAACGGUUUGUCAACAGAAUUGGUCAUCCGUUUUCUUCACAGGGUGUCGAUUCCAACAUUGCAAAAAUGAAUAUUAAGCUAGUAGCAAUCUGCGUAUUGACUACAUUCUGUGUAGGAUACGUUACUGGAGAAUAUUGUUACAACGAUGUUGUUGGUGCUUGCAGCCCAGUUGGAGGAGAAGUGACAAAUUGUAAUUCCAAGUAUGGAGCUUUCAAAGGAGAAGAGAUUUUAUCAAGUUUCCAAUACUAUUCCAAGUCACAUAUUUUGCGCAGUUUUCAAUACUUAUUGAUGUCCUCUCAUUUUGGAAACUAUGAAAAAAACCGUGGUGGAUUCGAAAAACUUUACAGAAAAUUGUCUGACGAUACUUGGCAACAAGCUAUUGACAUAGUGAAAUUCAUCAGCAAACGUGGAGGACACAUGGACUUCCGUUUGGCUAAUGAAGAAAAGAACGACAAGAUAAUCGAUUACGAGAUGUAUGAAUUGGGAAGUAUGGCUAAAGCAUUGGACAUUCAAAAACGUUUGGCUUCCGAAGCAUUUCACAUUCAUAGUGAAGUUACUCGUGUUAAGGAACACGAUCCUGAGGUUGCAUCUUACAUAGAAAACAACUUUGUACAUAAGCACUCAUCGCUUGUACGAGAUUUGGCUGGGCACACCAAUGAUUUGAAACAUUUGAUUGCUAAUCAACCAGACCCAAGUUUGUCACUCUAUUUGUUCGAUGAAUACCUACAAAAAACUAUUUAAUUUAUAUAUCUUUAUAUUUUGUAAGUUAAUAGUAAUAUUUAUACUAUAAAUAGAACUUGCCUAUUUUCUUUGAAUACUAGUUUACACGAGAAUAGACAUUUAAUAUACAAUAAUGAGUUUAUAAACAAAAUAUUUAAAUAUCUAAUAUCACAACUUUUAAAGAACAAUUAUAUGUCGAACUAUAAACGUAUUAUCUAAAAUGGAUAUUAUGUAAUUAAGACAAUUGUGUAAAUCACACUUUUUUUUUUUUAUUCUAUUCUUUAUAUUUUUUAAAAUUUACUACUUAGUUUAUGAUCAAUUAACUCUACUAGGGUCGAACACCCAGUUAUUAUUACUAUCAUGUUAUUAUUUUAUUGUUCUACUUAAUAUGUAUUUUUUGGAAUAAAACAAUUUUAUGUUGAAAA
Molecule: messenger RNA, 1423 nt
Organism: Adelges cooleyi (spruce gall adelgid)
Lineage: Eukaryota; Metazoa; Arthropoda; Insecta; Hemiptera; Adelgidae
Gene: Fer2LCH
Product: ferritin heavy polypeptide-like 17
Exons: 6
Coding region: 345-1019 (224 amino acids)
Biological process (GO): intracellular iron ion homeostasis; iron ion transport
Cellular component (GO): cytoplasm
Molecular function (GO): ferric iron binding; ferrous iron binding
Source: RefSeq, a predicted model, not a curated record